Messenger RNA from Alnus glutinosa, 2368 nucleotides. RefSeq lists its product as uncharacterized. Gene Ontology annotation, molecular function: protein binding. The coding region runs from base 41 to 1987 and encodes 648 amino acids. Gene Ontology annotation, cellular component: site of double-strand break; nucleus. Lineage: Eukaryota; Viridiplantae; Streptophyta; Magnoliopsida; Fagales; Betulaceae. The transcript is spliced from 8 exons. The record is from RefSeq and is a predicted model, not a curated record. Gene Ontology annotation, biological process: regulation of DNA double-strand break processing.
AUGGCAGUAGAUCAAGGACUUAGAAGAAGAAGAAGCGAAGAUGGAGGACGAGGAGGAGAUAUACGACGGAAUCAGAGCCCAUUUCCCUAUCACAUUCGGCAAGCAAUCGAAGCCCCAAACCUCUCUCGAAGUCAUUCACAGUGCCACUCGUCGCACCACCACCACCACGAACCUUCCAGAAAACCCAAAACCCUCGUCCUCCAUCGCCAACAAGCCCACCACCGACAUCCCUUCUGUCUCCUCCUCCUCCCGGGCUUGGCUCACCUCUCUCCGCAAUCUCAAGCCCACAAACCCUAACCCUAAUUCUUCUGCCAACGGUGGGCCCGAGACCGAUGAAGCUAAGUUGAUUGGUCCGCCUCCGUCGGCCCAAUUACGAUCCGACGAUGAGGAGGGGAGGCCGCCGGCGGGCCAGUUGGGCUCUGAGGACGAGGAGGAAGAGAUGAUUGGGCCGCCAAGGCCGCCGCCUGGGCCGAAUGUGGGCGAGUCUGGUUCGGACGAUGAGGAUGACGAUGACGAGGAAGAGGAGGACAAGAAUCGGUACCGGAUUCCGCAUAGUAAUGAAAUUGUGCUCAAGGGGCACACCAAGGUUGUUGCAGCUCUUGCUGUUGAUCCCUCUGGGUCUAGAGUUCUUUCUGGUAGUUAUGACUAUACAGUACGUAUGUAUGACUUUCAAGGGAUGAAUUCUCGUUUGGCAUCAUUUAGACAGUUGGAACCAUCUGAAGGUCAUCAAGUUCGUAACAUUAGCUGGAGUCCAACAGCAGACCGUUUCUUGUGUGUGACUGGCUCAGCUCAAGCUAAGAUUUAUGACCGUGAUGGACUUACUCUAGGUGAAUUCAUUAAGGGUGAUAUGUAUAUUCGUGAUCUGAAGAACACCAAGGGCCACAUAUCUGGAUUGACUUGUGGAGAGUGGCACCCUAAAAAUAAGGAGACAAUUUUAACAUCGUCAGAGGAUGGAUCACUGCGCAUAUGGGAUGUAAAUGACUUCAAAAGUCAGAAGCAGGUCAUAAAACCAAAGCUUGCGAGACCUGGAAGGGUUCCAGUCACCACGUGCACUUGGGAUCGUGAAGGGAAAUGCAUUGCUGGUGGCAUAGCAGAUGGUUCUAUACAGAUAUGGAACCUUAAGCCUGGAUGGGGAAGCAGGCCAGACAUAUAUGUUGAAAAAAGUCAUUCAGAUGAUAUUACUUGUCUUAAGUUCUCUAGCGAUGGGCGAAUUUUAUUGUCAAGAAGCUCUGACGAUUCACUAAAGGUUUGGGAUUUGCGCCAAAUGAAAGAGCCGCUUAAGGUGUUUGCGGAUCUUCCAAACCACUAUGCCCAAACGAAUAUUGCUUUCAGUCCAGAUGAGCAACUAUUCUUAACUGGAACAUCUGUUGAAAGGGAGAGCACAACCGGAGGUUUGCUAUGCUUUUUUGAUCGAGCCAAGCUUGAACUUGUUUCAAGAGUUGGGAUAUCCCCUACUUGUAGUGUUGUGCAGUGUGCUUGGCACCCAAAGCUUAACCAGAUCUUUGCAACAUCUGGGGACAAAAGCCAAGGAGGCACUCACAUAUUAUAUGAUCCAACCCUCAGCGAGAGAGGCGCUCUCGUCUGUGUUGCACGUGCUCCAAGAAAAAAAUCUGUUGAUGAUUUUGAGGCAAAACCUGUGAUUCACAACCCUCAUGCUCUACCUCUAUUUAGAGAUCAACCAAGUCGAAAGCGUCAAAGAGAGAAAGAAUUGAAGGAUCCAAUGAAGUCCCACAAGCCUGAACUCCCCAUGACAGGACCAGGCUUUGGUGGAAGAGUUGGUACAAGUGCAGGCAGCUUAUUGACCCAAUAUCUUCUUAAGCAAGGGGGUAUGAUCAAGGAGACAUGGAUGGAGGAAGAUCCAAGAGAAGCUAUACUAAAGUAUGCUGAUGCCGCCGCAAAAGAUCCGAAGUACAUUGCCCCGGCAUAUGCACAAACCCAGCCUGAAACUGUCUUUGCAAAAUCAGACUCUGAGGAUGAAGAGAAAUGAUAUGAUUCUGGUUCUGGUUCUUGAUAGCUGCCAUUAGUAGGGGAAAACUUCUGCUUAAAUAUAACAAAGAAAAUUAAGACCAGUUGAAGUGGAAAAUGUUUAGUACCUUAGCCAUAUAAUUUUUCCAACCUUCCCACCCCUUUCCUUUUCUUUGAAAUAUUGUCGCAGCCAUAGAAGGUGUUUGAACUGAGCUGUGUCCCUACCCUUCCGACCUUAAUGGCUAUGAAAUCAAAUUCCUGACAGGAUUACCCCUGUAAGACUUGACUUCGUUAGUGUCUGAUCAAAUUAGAAUUACAAUUUUGCUAUUGCCUUCUCGAAGAAUCAAGAUAAUAUUGUAGCCUUGUACAAGUAUUUGUAUAGUAAGUACUCUAAUUUCAUUUU